This is a messenger RNA of Paramecium pentaurelia, 1964 nucleotides long. The record is from the annotation of a GenBank genome assembly. Lineage: Eukaryota; Ciliophora; Oligohymenophorea; Peniculida; Parameciidae.
AUGGAUUAAGAAAGAAGACGAAGAUGGAUUCAAACUCAAUAAUAAAAGCUAGAUGAUAUCAGAUCUAGAAAACUUACUCCUACUCAUCAUCUUAGAAUUGAUAAUAUUAGAUUGAGUAAAACUGAAAAGAUGAUCUAAUUAAAAUAACCAUCAAUGUUAAGACAAUAAUCAACUAUGGCUAUUGAUGAAUAUAUUUCAAAAGGAGAUUGUAAACUCAUAUUUUUACAAUAAUAAAAUGAAGACAUUGGAUUUAAAACAUUUACAGAAAUGAUGAAAACUAAUUCAAGUUGGUGGGGUAAAGUUGAUUAACUUAAUCCAAAUGAAUCUACACUUAAAAAUAGAUUAUAAUUCAAUUAAUUAUAAGCUAAUCAAUUUACAAAUUAAUUAAAUAGAAAAUGGACAAGCACAGUAAAUGAAAUUACAGAAUUGAUAAAUAAAUAAUAAGAAAUUUAACAUCUCUAAAAAGUUAAAAAAAUUAAAUUAAAACCAAAACCUAUACAAUAAGUAGAAGAAGAUCAAUAAAAUAAUGAUGAAAAUAAUAAUAAUAAAUAAUUUGAUACUUCCUCAACUAUAAUCAAAGUAUUUUGGUUCAACAUUUAAAUAAAUGAAUGGAAACCAUCUGUUAGAGAAGGAUGUUCUCUCACUUAUAUUCCUUCUUUAAAUAAAGCAUAUAUGUAUGGAGGAAUAGGUAAUGAUUUAUUUAAAAAUGUCAUUGCUUUAAAUACAUAAACAUGGGCAUGGAGAGAUAUAGGAAUUGGUAAAGGAGAAGCACCAAAUGAAGGUAGAUUUGGACACACAGCCACUCUAUAUAAAUCAAAUAUUAUAAUCUAUGGAGGAGAAAAAAAGUUUAAUCAUCUAAUGAAGAUUAGAGAAUGUUAUAAUGAUGUUAGAAUGUUUAAUCCACUAGAAAAAUAGUGGACAUUAAUAAAAACAAGUGGAGAUGUCAUAGAAGGAAGGAGAAAUCAUAUAGCUUAAUGUGUUGGAAAAUAUUUUAUUAUUUUUGGAGGUCUUAAUCCUUAUGGUUAGGUAUUAAAUGAUGUUUGUGGCCUUAAUUUAGAAACUAAUAAAUGGUAUUAUUAUUAAUUAUAGGCUAGGUCAGUAUUACAUUUAGAAAAUCAAUUUCUAGAAGGUGUGUCAGAUGCUGCAUCUGCUGCUUUGUUCAAUGGAGAAGUUAAAAUGGAAAAUCCUUAUUUUAGCUAUGAAUGUAAUAAGAAAAAAGGAAAGUAUUCUACUGUUAAUUAAGAGGGAAUUUAUGUAUUUGGAGGAAGAACACAAAAUGGAGAAGCCUCAAAUGAUUUGAGAGUCAUUUAAUUUGGAAUCAAACCUAUUAAGAUCAUUAAAUUAAAAACAAAAGUACUUGUUUGCCAUCAUUUUAGGGGUAAGUACCAAUUGCUCGAUAUUCUCAUAGUCUUAAUUACUAUUAUAAUUUGAAUGCUUUAAUUGUUUAUGGGGGUAGAAAUGAUUCAAAAGAUGAGAACAUUUUUAAUGAUUUAUAUGUUUUAUAAUUAAUGUAGAUGAAUUGGGUACUUGUUUAAUAAAUUGGAGGUUUUAAAUAUGGUAAAUUCAGUCAUUGUAGUGUUUCAAUUGAUUCUAAAAUCUUGAUUUUUGGAGGCUAUACCAAAAAUGUAUAUGCUAAUGCAGAUAUCCAAUUAAUUGAAUUAGAUUAAUAUAAAGUUUCUAAAAUGAUUAAAGAAAAUAAGAUUAAUAAUUAAUUGACUAUAAAUAAUUAAGAUUUAUUGACUAAUACAAAUUUAAAGGUUUUUAAAACUGAAUUUUACUAAGAAAGUGCUGAUUAAGAAAUAAAUGAGACAAAAAAAUAACUAGAUACAAUGAGAUUAAGUCAAAUGAACUUAAAGUCUUUCAUGCCUUUGCCUACUAAAAGUAGUUCAUAAUUAAUGCAAGAUUAUAAAUUAUUAAGGUUGAAUUCUAAAUUUUCGAAAACAAAUAUCUUUUAAAGUAUAUGA